Molecule: messenger RNA, 3922 nt
Organism: Xenopus tropicalis (tropical clawed frog)
Lineage: Eukaryota; Metazoa; Chordata; Amphibia; Anura; Pipidae
Gene: hunk
Product: hormonally up-regulated Neu-associated kinase
Exons: 11
Coding region: 29-2224 (731 amino acids)
Molecular function (GO): transferase activity; protein serine kinase activity; nucleotide binding
Source: RefSeq, a predicted model, not a curated record
UGCAGCUGUGCUGGUAACAUCAGAGACGAUGGUUGUUUUAACCACCCUGAGGUCUCCCUGUAUUACAGAGAAUGCAAAAGAACACCAGCCCUUGGAAUGGAGUGUGGAAGAGGAUACUAUUGGCUCGGGGAUGCCGGCUGCCGCUGGGGACGGGCUCGGCGAGUCGCCCUCCAGGUUCUUAGCCGGGGAGAAGCCCCCCGUACAGCUGGCAGAGAGCUUCCUACCGGCCUGUGUCAGCUCCGUGUCCCGGGAAACUCUGCGCACCUUCCAGCACACCAAGCGGGUCGGCAGCUACCUGAUCGGCCGGAAACUGGGGGAAGGCUCCUUUGCCAAAGUCCGAGAGGGGCUUCAUGUGGGCACCGGAGAGAAGGUGGCCAUCAAGGUGAUCGAUAAGAAGAAAGCCAAGAAGGACACAUAUGUUACUAAGAACCUGCGGCGGGAGGGCCAGAUCCAACAAAUGAUUAGGCACCCCAACAUCACCCAGCUCCUUGACAUUUUGGAGACAGAGAACAGCUACUAUUUAGUCAUGGAACUUUGCACUGGGGGUAACCUCAUGCACAAGAUAUACGAGAGGAAGAGAAUAGAGGAGCACGAGGCAAGGAAAUACAUCAGGCAACUUAUCUUGGCCGUGGAGCAUCUGCACAGAGCAGGAGUCGUACACAGAGACCUGAAGAUUGAAAAUCUGUUACUGGAUGAGAACAACAACAUCAAGCUGAUCGAUUUUGGACUGAGCAACUGUGCUGGUAUCCUGGGAUACACCGACCCAUUUAGUACACAGUGUGGGAGUCCCGCCUAUGCUGCCCCAGAAUUACUUGCAAGAAAGAAGUAUGGCCCCAAAGUGGAUGUUUGGUCUAUUGGCGUUAAUAUGUAUGCCAUGCUGACGGGCACGCUGCCAUUCACUGUGGAGCCUUUCAGCCUGAGAGCUUUGUACCAGAAGAUGGUAGACAAAGAUAUGAAUCCUCUGCCCACCCAUCUCUCUCCGGCCGCCAUCAGCUUCCUCCGAUCUCUGCUAGAACCCGACCCUCUUAAGCGGCCAAACAUACAACAAGCACUGGCAAACCGCUGGCUUAACGAUAAUUACCACGGCAAAGGACUGCACACCUACCCAAACAGGAUUCACCUGGAAGAUCUCAGCCAAAGCGUGGUGCUCCAUAUGUCCGAGAAACUUGGCUACAAACACAGCGACGUUAUCAACGUCAUUCUCUCCAACCGAGCUUGCCAUACCCUGGCUGUCUACUUCCUCCUAAACAGGAAACUCGAGAACUAUUUACUAAACAUGCGGAAACCAGACAUCAAUGACAACGUGUGCCACAAAAACCAGUUUCAUCAGUUGGAAAAAUACAAGAUGAACAAGAACUCUUAUGAGGAACGGAGAAGUAAGGAUCUAGAGAAAAGAGGAGAGCAGCAGCAGCAGCAGCAACGGGCCAUGCAGAGGAAACUGGAGAAAUGUUCCCCCUCACACAGGCAAAGUAACUGCCUGACGCCACAAGGGCACAUCAGCAAAGGGCCUGUUAAGGAAAGGAGAUCCUCUAAGUCUGAGAGAGAAUCCUUUGGAGGGCUAAGUCCUUUCCAUGAAGUCAGGAUAACCAAGCCGGGGUGCAUGACGUCUUGCUCGCUGGAGUAUCUGGAAAUGCAAAGUCCAGACCCGAGGACCCCAAAGAUUAUGAGACGUCAAGAUUCCCACUCCCAGGAGACUGUAAAUGUGAACAUGGGAAGCCGGAUAAGGGAAACCCACCUCAACGUUGUGCGUUCCUUUGAGUCCGUCAACAGGGAAGACCAAAUAGAAUCGUUGUCCCCAAAUCACCAGUACAGAGUUCUUGGGUCCCCAGUGUCCUUCUCUCCCAGGCAUUCAAGUGAAAGAAUUCUAUCCCCAAUCUUUCAGUUUGACAACACAUCCCCUAUAAAGGGCCAUUCCAAUCAAGCGUCCUUCACAUACGAUGACAAAAGCAGUCCAUCAAGUCCAGAAUCAAUGUCGCCCACUUCUCCCCAUUCCCCCCAUUCCCCUUCUUGUAACAAUAACAUUUCUGGCAAUUUAGGAAGCCCCAACUGUGUGAGAAGUAGGGGCCGCUUCCCAAUGAUGGGCAUUGGACAGAUGUUGAGGAAGAGAAACCAAGUUGUAUCCCCCAAAGCAGAAAAGCCUCUUGAAACACGUAUGCCCGCAUUGCAUCAGAUGAGCCCAGGCUAUGCCAGCUUUAACUCAAGUGAUAUGAAUGGGUUUUGCUAGUUUGUGGCUUCUGAAGGACAAUGUGUUGCAGAAGUCCGGAACUGUGAGGACUAAUCCGUUGUAGGAGGAAAGGAUUUACUGAUGUACAAUAUGAUGUUUAUGUGACUUUAUUCUUGUUUAAGUUCCAAAACUGUUUGGUCUUUGCCAAUGAUACACAUGAUUCAAGGCUGUAUACAUUUGGGCAAAAGGGACCAAUAUCCCUUAGAACUCCUCAGCCUGCCUACUUGGUUCUUCGAAACCACGAACACUUUCUGCAGCUGUUGAUUCCAGGCCUGUUGCACUAACCCUGAGAUACUUGACUCUUUCGGAAGCACAAGCAGAACGAGAAUCCUGGGGAACAUACAUAUUGCCUUGUACAAGUUCUGGAUGAGCGGCAUUGCACAUGAUUGGGAAAUAACUGUGAUGUUCCAGGCUGUACAACACCGUGUUCUAAUGCUUUCAAGCUAAAUGUUUCGGGUCAUUUUGUCACACUGCUGAUAUGGUUCACUCGUCGUUGUUUUAUGUUAUAAGCUGCUAUAUGGCGGAACAGUUGGACAACUAGUCAAUAUUACAUGUGUAGAAUACAGUUUCUAGUGAAAACACUUCUGACCAAUAUGUACUUUGUACGUUUACAUAAUUAUUGUUCACCCAAUCUUUGUUAUUCUCGCACCGUCUUUAUUUAAACACCACUAUCACUUCCCCGUACAGGAGUGGCAGCGGGAUUCUUUGCCCACCUUGUUACGCCUCCAGAACAAACAUAUCCACCCCUGUAGCCCCGGAACUUUAGUCCCAGCAUACUUAGUAGUUAUGGAAUUAUGGGAGUUAUAGCUUAGUAAUGACUGGAUAGAAUAGAAUUACAGAGGGCAUCCCACACUAAUGCUAAUAGGGUCCAGAAUAUGGGGCCUAUGGUAGAGGCCUUCCCCUGUUUCGGAGAUUUCUGGAUACCGUUUUUUCUGCAUAAUGGAUCCCUUCUUGAAUGCACUGAGCAGUGUUUACUUUGCUUUGUGAUGAGUAUAAACAGUCCAUACACAGGGUCCUAAUAUAGGUUCCGUCAGGGUCAGACUGGCCUGUGCAGGGCCCACCAGGGCUGCCACCCCAGGGGCCCCUGCAGCAGCACCCACACCCCCAGGAGCCCCUGCCGCAGCACCCACACCCCCAGGAGCCCCUGCCGCAGCACCCACACCUUCCCAGGGGCCCCUGCUGCAGCACCCACACCCCUCAGGGGCCCCUGCAGGAGCACCCACACACCCCCAGGGGCCCCUGCUGCAUGCCCAACCCCCUUUCCUUUGACAAGUUGGGGGAGGGAGCUCAGUGGGGAAGCACUGUGGGGAUCAGGUCUUGGUGCCCCGCUGGCCCAACCCUGGGUGCCAUGGAGAUCUAUGUAUGAGCGGAGCAGGACCGUUCCAAAGCCUCUGACCAGUUGGUGACAAGGGGGUGGAAUUUUUCCAUACAGGGCCAGUUAUUUAGAAGACCUAUCUAUCUCCCUAUUCAUAAACAAACUGGACCUUAGGGGACAUUCCGUAACAUAUUAUGCCACAAUUUAUGUUGGUAAUUUUUUUUUUUAUACCCUUUAUUUUACUGUAAGCAACACUGUUUCAGAGGCCUGAGCCUAUUGUACACCCAACAUUAUUAACAUUUGAGUGUUAUAUGGUAUAUGCGUUAAUUGCAUACAUUUGUUCAAUAAAAUAAUGGGGAUUAUUGAUAAACUCCUUCCAGCAA